GUUUCGUGGGCUACUUUGGCUAUGGGUUGCGAACUGAGACACUUGCAGGCUACGACUUUAGCAACAUACGAAAGAUGGCCGCUCAACAAGCUCAAGGAGAGGCUAAAUUUUCAUCCGAACAGCCGGGGGCGGAAAGCGAAAAUCAUCGCACCGCAUCUACGCGGGGAUCGCACAUCAAGAAUGCGGGACGAGAGGAGCCGGACGCUUUCUGGUCCUACGUGA
Molecule: messenger RNA, 222 nt
Organism: Amoebophrya sp. A120
Lineage: Eukaryota; Dinophyceae; Syndiniales; Amoebophryaceae
Source: the annotation of a GenBank genome assembly